AUGCCUCGCCCAGGUGUCGGGGUCUUCGGCAGACAUGCCGUGCCCACCCUGGAGAUCAAGCCGGAGUCGCCUUUUGUCGUUUUCUAUGGAGAGUCGUCUGAGUCGCAUGAGACGGAGCUGAGGGGCAAGUUGAUUCUGAACAACCCAGAGUCCAUGUCAGUGAGGAGCUUGCGGAUAACACUCACGGGCACACGCAAAGUCUCAUGGCACUUGACCAACACCGUCAGCCCGCAGCCGAUUACGCAAAAGACCAACUUCCUCGUCGAAGAACUCCACCUCUUUCCCGUCGACGUCGGCAGCAAGACCAAAGCGCACAAGCUCAAUGCCGGAUACCAUGAGUGGGAUUUCAAGUUUAAGAUGCCGCCGAACCUCGACCAGAGCGUCGAGGGGCUGCCGACCAACUGGGUGGUUUAUAGUCUCAAGGCCCACGUGGAUAGAGGGUACAUGAGCAAGCAGCUCAGUGCUACGGCGCACAUCCGCGUCAUUCGCACGCUCGGACGCGACAUGCUCGAAUCCAUGCCCAUGGAGCAGAUCAACGAGGAUAUCUGGGCGAACAAGCUGGCCUACAAGAUUACGGUCCCGCAGAAGAACUACAUUGUCGGAACGUCGAUAUCGGCCGAUUUCGUGCUGAUUCCUCUGCGCAAGGGUGUGGAGAUUUCGACAAUCAAGAUGGAGCUGAUAGAAUCGCGGCAAUUGUUCGCUGACUAUGCUGGCCGCCGGAUAAGUCACAACAACGACAUGCAGGUUGCGGUCACAGAAGGCGACAUGCCCGAGGACUCUGCGCGCAGGGUCCCCGAUGGAACAGAAGACACGGACGCGCUAUUCGACGAGUCGCAUCGCUUUUCCAUGACGCUCGAUCUACCCAAGUCGCUCAAGAACUGCCGGCAAUCCGUGGACACGGAGAACAUACGACUAACGCACAAACUGCGCUUAUACGUCAACCUCAAGAACCCCGAAGGCCACACUUCACAACUGCUAGUAAAAAACCACGUCCACCUCUUCAUCUCACCAAACCUGCCCCCCAACGAAGACCAAAGCGUAGUAGUAGACCAAAACAUCCUAAACGCCCAAGCCAUCCAAGACGAAGUCAACCAAAACGCGCCUCCGACAUAUGGGCUCCACCAACUCGACUCUCUCUACAACGACAUCGACCCCUCAGGCUUCAUGACGCCGGGCGGCGUCCACAGCAUGAUGAACAGCGGGGCCAACACGCCCUUCUACGCGCAAUCGCGGCGCGGCUCAGCCGAAGACCUCACGUCGCUCGACGCAGCCGUCCACCAACCCGGUGGCGGCGCCUCCGCAGCUGCCCUCCAACACCGCCUCGCAAACCUCAGCAUGCACCACUCCGACCGCCCCACCCGCUUCCAACCCUCCCGCCAACAUUCCUCCGGCGAAAGCACACCCGCCCACGGCACCAACAACACCAACACCAACACCACCGAACAAGCGUACUUCGACCUCCCCCCUUCAAACUACGACAUGGACGCCCUCGCCCGCACGCCCAGCUACAACACCGCUGUGCGCACGCCCGCUGGUUCGCGUACCCCUGGCGGCAUGGAUAUGGAUUUACCCAGCUAUGAGAUUGCGAUGAGUAGACCCAGUUCGCCAAGCAGGAGUCGCGGUAGUAGGGGUACGACGCCCAGUCCUACAAGGAGUCUGGAUACGUUGAAUGAGGAGACGUAUCGGAAUACGCAGAUGAAUAGUCGGAGGCAGAGUCCACGGACGGCGAGUCCGAGUAGUGAGGGGAGGUAG
Molecule: messenger RNA, 1752 nt
Organism: Alternaria triticimaculans
Lineage: Eukaryota; Fungi; Ascomycota; Dothideomycetes; Pleosporales; Pleosporaceae
Exons: 3
Coding region: 1-1752 (583 amino acids)
Biological process (GO): ubiquitin-dependent endocytosis
Cellular component (GO): cytoplasm; cytosol; plasma membrane
Molecular function (GO): ubiquitin protein ligase binding; protein-macromolecule adaptor activity
Source: RefSeq, a predicted model, not a curated record